This is a messenger RNA of Hemicordylus capensis (graceful crag lizard), 2814 nucleotides long. It is a transcript of the gene RAB32, whose product is annotated as RAB32, member RAS oncogene family. The transcript is spliced from 3 exons. The record is from RefSeq and is a predicted model, not a curated record. Gene Ontology annotation, biological process: endosome to lysosome transport; phagosome-lysosome fusion. Gene Ontology annotation, molecular function: GTPase activity; GTP binding. NCBI's taxonomy places the organism in Eukaryota, Metazoa, Chordata, Lepidosauria, Squamata, Cordylidae. Gene Ontology annotation, cellular component: lysosome; trans-Golgi network; Golgi apparatus. Bases 455 to 1138 code for a protein of 227 amino acids.
CAACAUGUGUGUCAACUGCCUCUUAGGAAAGCAAACAAGAGAGCCCCUCUCAACUGAAAGUUUUUCUCCCAGAGGCAGAAAGGAGAACUAGUGCUAGGAGGUUAGGAAGGGCUGAGCAAGCAGGCACUGCUGCCCCUCCUCCUUUGCUGCCUCCGCCCCGCUUUGGAGUUUUAUAACUUGCAGAGUUUCCGCGUCCUGUGACUCCAGUCAGGUGGUUCUCCAUUCCCUUCCCUUUCAGUCUCUGACUCCCGCUCCUUUUUCCUGUCUGUGCCCGAGUUUAGACGCAGCCUUCUCUCCCACCGAAGGUCGUGGGACAAAGCAAGUUCUCUCUCUGAGCCGCGCGGGUGAGCGCCCGGCCUCGCUCUCGGCUCACUCCUGCCUGUGGCCGGGUCACCCGUGGGGAGAGGCUGGGGAUUUCUGAAGGGACUAGGGAAGAAGGAGGCAGGUCGUGAGGAUGGCUGGUGGGGAGAGGCGAGCCAGCGGCGGCGGUGGCGGUGGCGGCGUCUCUGGAGUGCCGGAGAGCCGGGAGCAUCUGUUCAAGAUCCUAGUGAUCGGGGAGCUGGGCGUGGGCAAAACGAGUAUCAUCAAGCGCUACGUCCACCAGCUCUUCUCCCAGCACUACCGGGCCACCAUCGGCGUAGACUUCGCUCUCAAAGUCCUCAACUGGGACAGCCGGACUCUGGUGCGGCUGCAGCUCUGGGACAUCGCAGGUCAGGAACGUUUCGGCAAUAUGACCAGAGUGUACUAUAAAGAAGCUGUAGGAGCUCUUGUUGUCUUUGAUGUCACAAGAGGCUCAACAUUUGAAGCAGUUUCCAAGUGGAAACAUGACUUGGACAAUAAAGUACUUCUCCCAAAUGGUAGUCCCAUCCCUGCAGUUCUGCUUGCGAACAAGUGUGAUCAGAAGAGAGAUCCUGCCCAAAAUCCUUCUCAAAUGGACCAGUUCUGCAAAGAUGGAGGCUUUGUUGGAUGGUUUGAAACAUCUGCCAAGGAUAAUAUCAACAUUGAUGAAGCAGCUCGGUUCUUGGUGGAAAACAUCCUUGCAAACCUCAAAAUGUUCCCCAAUGAAGAGAACGAUGUAGGAAAACUAAAAUUGGACCCAGAUCCCCUGAAAGCAGAAAGUAAAUCGCAGUGCUGUUAAUGUUAUCUUUCUUGCAUUGACACGCAAGCACACAGAGCAACAAGACUAUUGCUCCUCUUAUUGGACUGUUGUUACUAUGGUGCUUCUUCAUGACAAUCCUAGUGGGGUAUUGUUUUCUUUCAGUUGAUCACACUCUAGGGGCGUUUACAUAUGAUUCCCAGGUCAGCUUCAAGGUACAUUGUAUGUUGUGUUCUCACAUUGGUUACAAACUGUCUAAAACAGUCAAAUGCUGGCAUCCAAGAGGGUGAUAUUUAUCCUAUAAGGAAUAGAAAAGGUAUGAAGCUCAAAUCCUAUUUUGUUCUUCAUAGCUGAAUUUUGGUACUAGAGUAGGAAUGUCUGCCUAAAUCAAAGAAUUAACUCGAAGCACUGUUUUCCCCCUUUACAUAUGUAAUUCUCUAAGGCUGGUUUGUCUUAACAAACCAGCCUCAGGGCCACAAAAUUAAAGUCCUUUUGAGACUCCUGGCAGCCAAUUGCCCAUCUGCAAAUAGUGGACUGAUAUUAAGCAAUGGGAGGCAUGCCUGCCUUACUUUGUCCCUUAAACUAUGAAAGUCUGUUGCUUGGAGAGUAAGGACAGGAAGAUCAAGCUGUGGAAAGGAAGUGAUAAGAUAAACCGUGCUAUCUGACUUGACUCAUGGGUAACGAUUAAUAUGGUUCUCUUCAUGGGAGCAAUGAAGACAUUUGUUUAUAGUUGCAGAUGUCAAUAGUAUGCACAUCUAAACUUUUAGGAUGAGUCAUCUGUGUUCGUACAAAUUCCAUUCAAGAAAAGUUUGUGAUCAUGUAUGGUGGGCUGAAAAUGAUUAUGGCUUUGCUAAAAAUGUUCUGUAGCACAGAAAAUGUUUUCUGGUCCUGUAGUGGUGGGGUUACUAGUAGAGUUCUUUUCUUAACCAUAUUAUUUAUAGUAGCUGUGUUCUGCCUGUUUACUAUUUGACACAAGGGGUCUGUGAUAAAGGUGUUGCACUGGUACAACUUAUAAACUAAGAAUAUUUUCUACAUACAAUAAUAUUUUUUACAUACCAGUUUGUAAUAAUAGUCCUAAGAUCAUAGAAAGUAAGAAAAGUGUGGUGAAUGAAUCAAACUUGCUCUUGAAAGUGUUUUGUUGAUCACUAUUACUGCUUAUUUUUCACAAUGCUCGAGAGUACAACUUGUGAAAAAAUACUCUCAUUGUAUGUCCAUUCUUAACUUUAAGAAUCCUAUUUUGUCCUCUGAGCACACACUACACUUGGUCUGACAUAGCAUGCCAGCUGCCAAAGAUCCUGAAAUAAUUACUUUUUGCCUAACAUCCUUAUGGGUCACAAAUCCUUCCAUGUACUCAAAGCUAAAUUUGCUAAGAUUUCUAAUACCACAAAAAUGUUUUUAUAAUGCAUAUGCAAAGAUCUAGCAUUUUUAAUAUGGUACACUCAGGCACUUUGUCAUAACAAGGAAUCCAAAGAGUAUCUCUUGUGUUGUGGACCUGCACUAACUUAAGUCAAAAUUCCAAAAGAUCAAACGUGUUUGGCUUGACUUCCCUAGCUGUAUUGGCUUUGCUGCUUAAAAUAAAGGAUUUUUGAAUGCUUUUAGAACACAUUAGAUGCAAACUUUAAAAUGAGCACAGGUAUCUUUCAUGUUAGUGGCUUUUUAAAUAAAUCAAAUGUAUAUUUUGUAAUGGAAGAAAAUAAACACAGACUGAAAAUACUGAA